AUGACCACCAUGGAUGAAGAGGAUCUAAGCGAGUAUUUCCGCAUGCAAUAUGGACAGAAAUUGUUGAAACUGUUGAUGAAAUUCCCAGUGUCAGAAGAGCAGUCUCCAUCUCCUUCCAUUCGACUCCUGGAGAAGAAGAAAGAGGCCAAAUUGGUGCAUCAGGCCAUGGAAGCUCAAAAGGAGGCAUUUAAAACAAGAAUGGAAUCCCUAAACAACAGGUGGGAAGAGCUUGGUACAAAAGAAGUGCAGCUGAAAGCGUAUAUUAAGAAAUUCGAGCAAUUCAUACAGGAGAAUGACCAGAAACGGAUCAGAGCUCUGAAGAAAGCCAACAAGGAACGAGAACUGAAGAAACAGCGGGUGAAGGAGCUCGCCAAGGUCAAGUUAGAGAUCGCAGCUCUGAAACAGCAGCACCAAAAGCUCUACAACAAGCUACAGCAAUACUCAAUCUUCAACAAGUAUUUGGAGAAGGUGGUGCAAGUCUCUGAGUUUGAAGAAAUCCGGGAAGUCAUUGGACGCUAUAAAACUCUAGUUGGGAUGCACCGGGAUCUCCUGCAGUCAGCUCAGGAGGGGCUGGAGUUGAUCGAACAAGCCAAGGUGCGCCUGGCCCGCUACAAAGAGGAAAAAGAUGAUGAGAUUCUGCAACACAACAACGAGCUGGCCCGCCUGCAGCUGCGCUUUGACCAUGCCCGUAGUGACGUCAUUGCCUGGGAGUCCCGCUGGGCUCAUAUCCAGAAUACUGCUGCAAAGAAAACCCUGAUGCUGGGCACCAUCAAGAUGGCUACACUGAAUCUUUACCAGAGUGUAAACAAGCAGAUGAAGGAAACUUUAAUGGUGCCUCUGGAGGACACUCACAGGCAGCUGGAUAUGAUCCAGCAGUUUAUCCAAGAUCUGUCAGACAUCUGGGCAGAAGUGAAGAAGAAAGAUCAAAAUCGAUCACAAACAGGGCUUCCCAAGGACAUAUAG
Molecule: messenger RNA, 963 nt
Organism: Ahaetulla prasina
Lineage: Eukaryota; Metazoa; Chordata; Lepidosauria; Squamata; Colubridae
Gene: CCDC42
Product: coiled-coil domain containing 42
Exons: 7
Coding region: 1-963 (320 amino acids)
Biological process (GO): spermatid development
Source: RefSeq, a predicted model, not a curated record